AUUCAACGUUCUCUAUCUCUUGCUUCUGGUGGUCUGUUUCAGGUUGAAGAUGAAACGUAUCCAGGAAAGAGCUGGGACUGUAGCACUCAGCCCAGUGGCUGAGUCCAGCCCAGCACAGGCCCAGAGGCCCUGCACAACCCCCAGAAUAUCUCUAAAGUGGGCUUGGAUAUUCUCAAGAAGGUUUAAAGGCUGAUGGCACUGUAAAUGCAGAUGAGAUGGCAGCCCGUUUGCUCUGGUAUUUCCACUUGGAUUCCUAGGUUAAGCUGGAUGCAUUUGUUAACAGAAAUGAGGGGUAAAACCCAAGAAGUACAAAUGUUCAACAGUCAGGAGAGAACACCAGGUUGACAGCAUCACAUUUCCUGUCUGGACCUUCAUGCUAUAAACCAGUUGUAUGAAAAAAAUGAUCGCAUGGUUUAAUGGUAAGUCUUGAGAUUCAGAGGUGUUUGACAUAUACAAGAAUCACGGAGAAUUAUGUUUUGUAGUUUGUGGCCAGGUGCUUGAAUUUUAGUGUUUAAAAAGCCAGCGAUCUUGGAAGGUGGUAUAGUAUAGUGGUUAUAUGCAGUAUACAUAGUAGGCUUCUAGUUAGAGUGGCUUGUGUAUCACUUCACAAGUUUUAACCUUGGCACGUUUUCUAAUCAUUUUAUCUUAGAUGGGAAUGACAGUAUAAGACUUGAAGGGUAAUUAUUCUAUACUACCUAGAAACUCUGAUCUCAGGGCUAGAGAGGUGGUGGUGUGUAAGAGUGGUUGGCUUUUCCAUGGAGACUCACAACCUUCUGUAGUCAGCUCUAGUGUCAGGGGAUUUGCUCCCGUCAUCUGGCUUAAUGUAUACACUGCAGACAUGGUGUGCAGACAUAGGCAAAACACCUCUAUGUAUGUUAAGUUCUGUGUCUGCCAAGUGGCCUACUCAUCAGGGCCAUUACCAUUGGCUCCCAGAGUUUAGUUCUAAAAUUAGGCACGGUAUGGAAUGAGAAUAUACUGUAGAUGCCCAUAUAACUGAGCAUAUAUCAUUUUUUCAGCAGACUAAUCUUGGUUUGGCACUAACCAAGAUUUCAUAAGGCAAUGGUCUUUUCUGUUUCAUGGGCUUGAUCCCCGUCAGUCUUAGCUUCUAAAAGCUUCCCUAUGUUGGAAGUAGACUGUUACUGUUGAGCCUAGCUAAGAUUUUAUCUGUCAUAAAAAAACUGGCUUGUCUCCUCAGGAAGUGUGCAUAGAUAUAGAGAAUUUUUUCAUUAUACUAGUAUUUCACAGUGGUUGACCUUGGGAGUUAUUGGAACAUUCAUGUUUCUGUUUUAAAUGAUUUGUUGAUUAAUAAAAUUUUAAAAAUUUAAUGUGUUUUGAGUGUUUUUGCUCGAGUCUUAACCAUUUAUUCAUUUGGUGCUUGAGAGCAGAAGGGGGUGUCAGAGUCCCUAGAACUGGAGUGACAGGCAGUUUUGAGAUGCUGUGUGGGUGUUGGAAAUCAAACCCAGGUCUUCUGAAAAAAAAAAAAAAAAAGUCAAUAGCCCUAACCAUUGAGCCAUCCCAAGUAAUGAAUUUCUUUUCUAUUCCCCCCCUCCCCCCAGAGGCAUGGUUAUCCUUAACAGUCCCAGUUAUCCUUGAACUCACUGUAUACCAGGCUGGCCUGGAACUCCCAGAUCUGCCUGCUUCUGCUUCCUGAGUGUUGGGAUUAGAGGGGUGUGCUCACUGGGCUCAAUUAAUAAUAAAUUUCAAUGUGUGGGUGGGGUGUACUCGAAGGUGAGAGCCGACUCCCCAGAAUAGUGUCACAGAAUCAACUUGCAAGUCGGGUGAUCAGGAACACAGUAAACCCUGACAGUUCCACAUGUUGCUGUCCAUUGUUUAUGCUCUUUGACACUUAAUGAGGUUGUACUGUGUUUGUAUUCUUUAUGUGUCUGGGACAGUUAACCAGAAAAAACUCAAGUUAUGGUUUACUCAUGAACCUACUUAAAGAAACACUGCUGUCCUAAGUUAAGGUAGAAGUAAAGCACCUGACCUCAAGCCCAUAUUAAAUAUGAUAUAUAUUAAAUAUCCUGUACCCUGCUGUUUCAAAACCAGCCUGCCUAAGGAAAACAACUUCUCCAGUCCCUAUCCUUAGCUAAAGAAUCCCACCAUGAAGCAUGUAGUCUGCAUUUUCUUGAGGGCUGGCUGCUGAGUGACUGUCCUGUGUCAUCAUUAUGAUGGCCUGUUUAGAACUAGAGAUGCUAAAUCUCUCUUUGAAUAAAGCCAGCUAUAGUUGUUGGUGGUUUAAAUUCUCAUCUGUUAUUUUCUUCCUAUAAACUACUGACAUAACUGGUACCAGUAGGAUUUAAGUUGCUAGGGGCAUACAAAUGUUAGAACCAAUUGAGUGGACUGAAGGAAUAUGGUUUCCAAUGGCUGUAGCUUUGUUUAAAAUGCAUGAAAAACAGGUUCUAUCUCCAGCAAACACUCCCUUGAUCCCAGCAUUUAGUAAGUUCAGAAGUUCAAGGUCAUUGUUACACACCAGUGUAGGAGACAUGAAGCCUGGGAGAAAAGGGAAAGAGGUUUAAUAUUGGGAAACAUGGUGACCUUUGUGUGGCUGUUAAUUCAUUCACAACAAGUUCAUGUCCUUUGAAGGUGGCUGCAAGAAAGUGGCAUUAGUUUGCAUCCUAGCUACCUUCUUCUAAUCCUCUUCUCAGCUUAAUUUUAACAGUGGAAAAAACCACUGUUGCUACAGGUAAGCUCAGAAGGGCAGAGUUACAGCAGUGUUUAGGAGCUGGAGAGGUGGCUCAGCAGUUAAGAGCACUGACUGCUGCUCUUCCAGAGGUCCUGAGUUCAAUUCCCAGCACCCACUUGGUGGUUCAUAACAGUUUAUAAUAGUUUCAUGGAUCCUAUGCCCUCUUCUGAUGUGCAGAUUUACACACAGACAUAAAUAUAUAUAUUUUAUAUAUUUACACAUAUACAUAAAUCUUAAGUUUGUCACUUUACUAGCAAAGAUGCCUCAAAGUUAAGACUCCUGGAAUUGGAGGGCUUACCUCAACAGUGGGACAUCCAUGUGGAAACACAAACAUGUAACUUUGGGAAAGGGUCUCACUGUAUUUCCUGGCCUAGCCUGGAACUCGAUCAGCUUUUUUUUUUUUUUUUUUUAAUGUUUUAUUGUAUAUGAGUACACUUGCUGUCUUCAGACACACCAGAAGAGGGCAUUGGAUCCCAUUACAGAUAGUUGUGAGUCACCAUGUGGUAGCUGGGAAUUGAACUCAGGAUCUCUGGAAGAGCAGAACCCAGGGCUGGGGUUAAAGAAAUCGCGCCAUUAUGUGCCUGGCUAAAGAUAAGUCUUAAUUUUCUUUUCUUUUCUUUUCUUUUCUUUUCUUUUCUUUUCUUUUUUUUUUUUUUUAUACCAGGUCUCUAUUAACCUUAGCUGUCCUAGAACUCUGUAGCUCUCGACUCACGGAAAUCGCUUGCCUAAGCAGGGAUUGAAGGUGCUGCCACCACCACCUAUAACUUCCUAUCAAGCGCCUUGUUAAUAACCAGUGCAGACAGACUUAAAAUAAGUUAUUUCAUUAACUGUAGAUUGACCAGUAAAAACAGGCAUCCGAUUACCUCAGCAGUGAGUGCCUGGUGCUGCCCAGCAGCUCGCCUCGUGCUACCCAUCAGGCCUUGCGGGCACCACGCAUGCGCUCUGACAGCUCAGCCACGCGAAUCCUGUCUUCAGUGGAAGGCCGACACCUUUUAGCUUGUCUUGCUACAGGAUUCUUUGGGACACUCGUCAUGUCUUUGUGUGAAGACAUGUUGCUGUGCAAUUAUCGGAAGUGUCGUAUCAAGCUCUCUGGCUAUGCUUGGGUCACGGCCUGCUCUCACAUCUUCUGUGAUCAGCAUGGCAGUGGUGAGUUCAGUCAUUCACCAGCAAUCUGCCCUGCUUGCAACAGCACCCUUUCUGGAAAGCUAGACAUUGUCCGGACAGAGCUCAGUCCGUCAGAGGAGUACAAAGCUAUGGUAUUGGCAGGGCUUCGACCCGAGGUUGUUUUGGACAUUAGCUCCCGAGCAUUGGCCUUCUGGACGUACCAGGUGCACCAGGAACGUCUCUAUCAAGAAUACAAUUUCAGCAAGGCUGAGAACCACUUAAAACAGAUGGAGAAGAUAUACACGCAGCAAAUACAGAGCAAGGACGUAGAAUUGACCUCUAUGAAAGGGGAGGUUACCUCCAUGAAGAAAGUUCUGGAGGAAUACAAGAAGAAGUUUAGUGAUAUCUCUGAGAAACUGAUGGAGCGCAACCGCCAAUACCAAAAGCUCCAAGGCCUUUAUGAUAGCCUCAGGCUAAGGAAUAUCACUAUCGCUAGCCAGGAGGGCUCCCUGGAACCAGCUAUGAUCCCACAGUCUGGAGUCUUUGGCUUCCCAUCAGGGAAUAGCUCAAAGUUUUCUUUGGACCAUACACCAGCUGGAAAUCAAGGUGGUGGAGAUGAAGAUGUUCAGUUCAGACCAUUUUUUGUGUGUUCUCCCACAGCACCUGAACCUGUUAACAACUUCUUUAGUUUUGCGUCUCAAAGCCAUGAAGCAGAGCAGCAAGUCUGCAGCAGGGCCUUUAAAGCAAAAAGAAUUUAGCUCAUUUUUUAUUUCAAGACUGUUUUCCUGCAUCCCUGGGUUCUCUUCACAUGUCGGCCUUAGAAGAAGUUGGCUUGCAGUCGGUAUGUGGCUUCCUGUUUGGUUUUUUCACUGUUUGCUUAGGGCACGGGCAUUUCAUGAAUGUCAGUCUCUAGUUUGCCAUUGCUCACACAGUCACACUGCUGCACAGAUCGUGUUUCAGACCAAGCUGUGUUUAUGUUUAUGUAGCCACCAAUGUUGUAUUUACAUGGCGCUUUGGAUUCCAGUGUGUGUAUGUUGAGUGUGUGCAUUGAUUCUUCUGCCAGUAUAUUUCUGUAAAAAUUAUGGUCUUGGAAAAUGAUGGCCAAAAUAAUGGUCUUAGAAAAUGGUGGCUUGCAAUUAACAUGUACUUUACAGUCAUGUAUUUUGGAGGUGUGCUUAUGCCAGUGGCUGGAAGUGCAAUUUGAUGCAUAUGUGUUCUGUUUAUCUUUAAAAAAAUUUAUACUGAUAAAAUUAUUUGUUGAUUUCAUUGGUAUUUGUUUUAAAAUAAAACUGCUUUACCUUUUAAA
Molecule: messenger RNA, 5093 nt
Organism: Rattus norvegicus (Norway rat)
Lineage: Eukaryota; Metazoa; Chordata; Mammalia; Rodentia; Muridae
Gene: Ccnb1ip1
Product: cyclin B1 interacting protein 1
Biological process (GO): reciprocal meiotic recombination
Cellular component (GO): synaptonemal complex
Molecular function (GO): ubiquitin protein ligase activity
Source: RefSeq, a predicted model, not a curated record